This is a messenger RNA of Ectocarpus siliculosus, 793 nucleotides long. Lineage: Eukaryota; Phaeophyceae; Ectocarpales; Ectocarpaceae. The record is from the annotation of a GenBank genome assembly.
UAUGCUGAGUUUCAUUACAGAGAGCGCGAAGGAAAAACACCUGGGAGUCAUUGUUGCUGGUGGUUUUGGCGUUAGCCCCGGCAUGUGCAUCGCAUAUCGUUUCGAUGGCAGUGACUUCCAGGAGUGGUUUUUCGGGUCCAACAGGUUUCGCACUGCCUUUGAUGCAUGCUUUCGUUGUUUUAAACAUUUUUUGAAGGGACCGUACCGGAUUGUGGACGGGCGGGGAGACAGACGCUGCACGUGAUAAGGUGCAUGUUUUCGUUGUAGCAAGAUCUCUUUUAUUGGGAAAUCGGGAAGACGGCAACGAAUUUUGGGUGGGAGGGGGUGAUGAGCGGCCCCCUCUUAUUGGUCGUGUCAUGGUUAGGGGUUCGGUUGGUGGCCCUUGCAAACACUGGGCGGCAGGCACGUUUCAUGCCCUGCAUUUUUGGGUUAUAUGUUGCGGGGGGCGGGGCCAGGGUGGACGUGUUGUUCGUUUUGCCGCUGGGAUCCAGGACCCCCAGAUCCACGUGCCCCUUGGCGAGCGUAGGUGGUACCCGUAUGUGAGUAUUGAGAUUCCAGUUUUGGUGCCCAAUUUUGGUCAAAUGUUUCGAAUUUGUUGUUGAGAAAAAUUGAGCGAGUGGAACAAAGGGGGCGGGGUGUGGAAUAUACGCUGGGGCGCCUCGACGUUCAGAACGAAAGGGGCAUUGAAAGGGGCAAGUUAUGGAAACGAAAGUUCGUGCGUGCGUAUCGUGAGGAAGAAAAGAGGUAUGAGAAAGACGGGCGGGUGACACACGGAGAGCGACACGAAGAGUGC